AUGAAUAGGCGGGAGUCCACAGUGACCACGCGCCAGCGGCUCGAGACCGUUGACGACCUCACGACGCUCUCACCCGUCUCGGAGGACAUCAUCGUAGCAUGCAUCCGCGAACGGUUCAUGUCUGACAACAUCUAUACAAGGACCGGUACAUCUGCUCUUGUUGCCGUCAACCCGCACAAGUAUGUCUCCAGUAAUUCCGACGCUGUGUUGCACAAAUACGCGGCCGAGUAUCGUGACACCUCUCGGGGCAAGGAACUCUUACCGCCUCACAUCUUCCAACUCGCCAACAAUGCCUACUACCACAUGCGAAGGACAAACCAAGACCAGUCCAUUCUACUCAGUGGAGAGACGGGCAGUGGGAAAUCGGAGAACCGGCGAUUGGCCAUCAAAACACUGCUCGAACUGAGUGUUAGCCAGCCAGGGAAAAAGGGCUCCAAGCUCGCCCACCAGGUCCCUGCCGCAGAGUUCGUCCUGGAGGCGUUCGGAAAUUCACGCACGCUAUUCAAUCCCAAUGCGUCACGUUUCGGCAAGUAUACCGAGCUCCAGUUCACCGACCGUGGCCGUCUCAGUGGUAUGAAAACUCUGGACUACUACUUGGAGCGCAACAGGGUCUCUGGCGCGCCGUCUGGCGAGCGUAAUUUUCACAUCUUUUACUACCUCGUCUCUGGCGCAUCUGCUGAGGAGCGGCAGCACCUACACCUGCAGGAGAAAACGACGUAUCGGUAUCUUGGUCAGCGCAACGCGGGCGCUCGUGGGGAUGCCGGGCGGAAUGAGGACGCCGUGCGGUUCGAUCAGCUAAAAGUAGCACUGAAGAACGUAGGAUUCUCAAAGCGGCAUGUUGCGCAGACGUGCCAGCUACUCGCGGCCAUUCUUCACCUCGGCAACCUCGAGUUUACGAUUGAUCGGGCACGAAACGAAGAUGCGGCCGUCGUCAGGAACACUGACAUUCUCGAGAUCGUGGCGGAUUUCCUCGGCGUCCAGCCUGCUGCUCUCGAGGCGGCGCUAUCAUAUCGCACGAAGCUCGUCAAGAAGGAGCUUUGCACGGUGUUCCUUGAUCCUGACGGUGCCUCGGACAACCGAGACGAGCUCGCAAAGUCGCUUUACGCGCUGCUCUUUGCUUGGCUGAACGAGCAUAUCAAUCAGCGACUGUGCCGUGACGAUUUUAACACGUUUAUCGGUCUUUUCGACCUCCCAGGCCCACAGAACCUCACCAGUCGACCCAACUCGCUCGACCAGUUCUGCAUCAACUUCGCCAAUGAGCGGCUGCAGAACUUCAUCCAGAAGCGGCUGUUCGAGAGCCAUGCCAGCGAGUACGCGAACGAGGGUAUAUCCCGUUUCGUCCCUCAGAUCCCGUACUUCGACAAUUCCGAGUGCCUGCGCCUUCUCCAAAACAAGCCUGGCGGUCUGAUUCACAUCAUGGAUGACCAAGCACGCCGGAUACCCCGAAAGAACGACCAUACCAUGGUGGAGUCGUUCACCAAGCGCUGGGGAAACCAUUCCUCGUUCAAGUCGGGCGGCAUGGAUCGCUCGGGAUUCCCUACUUUCACCGUGAACCAUUUCGGCGGCCCCGUCACGUACUCUGCUGAGAGUUUCCUCGAACGCAAUCUCGACGCCCUUAACCCCGACUUCGUCUCGUUGCUGCGCGGUACAAGUGCGACUCCUGAUGCACCCCCUGCCGAUGGUUCAGGCUCCACAAAUCCAUUUGUACGUGGCCUGUAUUCCGCCAAGGCGAUCGCGACGCAAGCGCAUCCUCGCGAUGAGGAAACCAUCGUCGCUGCGCAGCAGCCCGUCAAGCCGAUGCGUGCCCCCUCUACGCGGAGGAAGGGUACCCUCAAGCGCAUGCCGACCGUUAACGAGCAUGGAGAGGUUGACGAGAAGGAGAAGGAGGACGAGGAGCCCCUUGGCACCGCUGUUGCCGCGAUUGGCCCUCCGUGCGUCGGCGGCGAGUUCCGUGCAGCGCUGGAUACCCUCUUUGAGACACUCGAAGAGACACAGUCGUGGUAUGUGUUCUGCAUUAACCCGAACGAUUCGCAGCUGCCCAAUCAGCUGGAGGGCCGCUCGGUCAAGGGGCAGGUCAGGAGCAUUGGGCUCGCGGAGAUCGCACGCAGGAACAUCAACGUCUUCGAGGCCAACAUGACGCAGGACGAGUUUGUCGACCGGUACAAGGCGCAGUUCACAUCGCUCAACGUUGUUGAGGGUGAUACCAGGGAGCAGAUUGAACAGGCGAGGACAGCACUGGGUUUGGAAGAGAAAGAUGUCGUUCUCGGGACAAACAAGGUUUUCCUCUCGCAAGCCGCGUUUCACGCUUUUGAAGAUGAUCUGCGCUCCAAGGACACCGAGGAGCAAAAGCGGAACAGGUUACGUGAUGCGGAGGCGGAGGCUGGGCUCGAUCCUCGAGGCAUCGGUGACCCGUACGCCCCGUACCAGACACCAGGCGCGGAGUCGCCCUACGAGGGUGGCUACAAUGAUCCCUUCGGGCAGUCCAACCAGGCCCUUCCUCUCGUUAACAAUGCCGCUCCCUUCCAGCGCGCCGACCUUUACGAUGAGUACGAUGAACGCAAGUCUCUCCGCAGUGAUGACUUUGAUGGGCGCAGCGCCUACACGAGCCACCGAGACAACGAGUCGGUAUCCAACUUCACCGAGUCAUAUGCUCCUUCGCGCAACAUGUUCCAGGACGCCGACAAGAAGGGUCUUCUCGAGAAAGAGCCAAUCGCCGGCGAGAUCCAAGAUGGAGAGACGGCUGAAAUCCUCAAGGAAACCCCGCUUCGUCGACGAUGGGUCAUGCUGUGUUGGGUCCUCACGUUCUGGGUGCCUACACCUCUGUUGGCAUGGGCUGGCCGCAUCAAGCGUCCCGACGUCCAACAGGCGUGGAGGGAAAAGCUCGCGAUCAACAUGCUCAUCUGGUUCGUUUGUGGUUGUGUGAUAUUCAUCAUUGCGAUCUUCGGCCCUCUCAUCUGCCCGACUCAACAUGUCUUCAACACGAAUGAGCUGGAGACGCACUCGUACAAGAAUAACCCGAACAAUGCCUACGUCGCAAUCCAUGGAGAGGUCUUUGACCUGACGACGGCGGCUCAAACGCACGAAGUCAUCGUACCAGUUAUCCCGUCCAAGUCCAUCCUGGCAUAUGCAGGGACAACGGCCGACGCUCUCUUCCCGCUCCAAGUCAGUGCGUUGUGCAACGGUGUCACCGGCUCUGUCAACCCCUACGUCGUUUUCGACUCUGGGAAUAACACAGAUGUAAACGCGCAGUACCACGACUUCCGUGCUUGGACGAAUGACCCGCGUCCGGACUGGUACUUCGAAUCCAUGGUGCAGAUGCGGUGGAACAACCGUGUCGGUUGGAUAGGCUACACUAUGAAGGACUUGUCCAGUAUGGCAAGCUCAGGCAAAUCCGUCGGAGUGUAUGAUGGAAUCAUCUACGAUCUAUCCAAGUACAUCAGCGACGGCCCGUCCACUGCGCCUCUGGUCAACGAGAUCCUCCCUACUGAUAUCGACACCCACUUCAUGGACCAAAGCAUCGUUUCAGUCUUCGAGUACAACUCUGGGCAGGACGUCACGAAAAAGAUCGACUCGCUUCCUCUUGACUCGAAAGUCCUCGCUUGGCAGAAGACCUGUCUUCGGAACCUCUUCGCUGUUGGCAUGGUCGAUACGCGCGACUCUCCGAAGUGCCAGUUCGCCACGUACAUUCUCCUGGCCCUGUCUAUCAUGAUGGUCAGUGUCAUCGGCUUCAAGUUCAUUGCAUCUAUCAACUUCGGUUCCGCUCGCGCCCCUGAGGACCACGAUAAGUUCGUCAUCUGUCAGGUCCCUUGUUACACAGAAGGACAAUCCUCCCUCAAGAAGACUAUUGAUUCCCUGGCGCAGAUGAAGUACGAUGACAAGCGCAAGCUUCUGCUCAUUGUGUGCGAUGGUAUGGUCGUCGGAUCCGGUAACGAUCAGCCGACACCUCGUAUUGUGCUGGACGUCCUGGGCGCAAGUCCAAACAUUGAUGCGGAGCCCCUCAGCUUCCUUUCCCUUGGUGAAGGCGUCAAACAGCACAACAUGGGCAAGGUCUACUCUGGACUAUAUGAAACUGCGGGCCAUGUCGUUCCUUACCUCGUAGUUGUCAAAUGCGGAAAGCCUGGAGAGAAACAGAGACCGGGUAACCGUGGCAAGCGUGACACGCAGAUGUUGAUCAUGCGUUUCUUGAACAAGGUUCACUUCAAUUCGCCAAUGAACCCCUUGGAACUGGAGAUGUAUCACCAGAUUAAGAAUGUCAUCGGCGUGAACCCUUCGUUCUAUGAGUACAUUUUCAUGGUCGACGCCGAUACCACGGUCCAUCCUGUCUCUCUCAAUCGUCUCGUCUCUGCUAUGGUCCACGACAAGAAAAUCAUUGGUGUUUGCGGAGAGACUGAGCUGGCAAAUGCGAAGCAGUCUUUGAUCACCAUGAUGCAGGUCUACGAGUAUUUCAUCUCUCACCACAUGGCGAAGGCAUUCGAAAGUCUCUUCGGUUCCGUCAGUUGUCUUCCCGGUUGCUUCACGCUAUAUCGUCUGCGCACUCCGGACACGCACAAGCCCCUCUUUAUCUCCAACCAGAUCAUCGAUGACUAUUCCGAGAACCGAGUGGACACUCUACACAUGAAGAACUUGCUCCAUCUGGGUGAAGAUCGGUAUCUGACGACGAUCGUGCUGAAGUACUUCUCGCACUACAAGACAAUGUUCGUUCGAGAUGCACACGCAUACACAGUCGCACCCGACGACUGGAAGGUCUUGUUAUCUCAGCGUCGGCGUUGGAUCAACUCCACUGUGCACAAUCUGGGUGAACUCGUCUUCCUAGACCAGCUUUGCGGUUUCUGCUGUUUCUCGAUGCGUUUUGUCGUCAUGAUUGACCUUGUGUCCACGCUGAUCCAGCCCGUCACUGUCGGCUACAUCGCCUACCUCAUCUACAGAGCUGUUGCCCUGAAGGAGGCAAUCCCGACCAUCUCCAUCAUCAUGAUAGCCGCCGUCUACGGUUUGCAAGCCUUGGUGUUUGUCUUGCGCGCGAAGUGGGACAUGAUUGGCUGGAUGGUCUUCUACAUCCUGGCUAUCCCGUUGUUCUCUUUGGUUCUUCCCCUCUACUCUUUCUGGAAGAUGGACGACUUCUCAUGGGGUUCUACGCGUGUCGUGUUGGGAGAAUCUGGCAAGAAGAUUGUCGUGCACGAUGAGGGCAAAUUUGACCCUCGCUCGAUCCCGCUCAAGUCUUGGAAUGAUUACGAAAACGAACUCUGGGACAAGGAGUCGAACCACAGCAUUGGAUCGUGGGUCCCUCCUACCAAGAUGUUCCACGAUGGAUAUGCGGAGAGCCACACUGCGUCUAUCUACGGCCGAGAGACACUCUAUGAACCUGCCAUGUCUCGAGCGUACUCGCCUUCUCCACCGCAGGCGCACAUGAUGUACCCGCCGCCAGGGUAUCAAUCGGGGCGGAACACUCCCACCAUGUCGAUGGUAGGAUACCCCUCACCUGGAAUGGUGUAUCAGCCCACGCCCUCGCGCCCUGCGAGCAACUUCAUCGACGCGCAGCGCCCGUCGAGCAACUACAUCGACGUGCAGAUCCCGACGACACGAAGUCCCGAGGACAUGGAUUUCUCACCAAGCGGGCCUUCGGACACGGAGAUCGACCGGGCGGUCGAGGACGUCCUGCAGAAUGCAGAUCUCGCGACGACGACGAAGCGUGAGAUCCGGGGCAAGCUGGAGCAGCGCUUCGGUAUGGAUUUGUCGGCGCGCAAGCGUGUCAUCAACGAGGCGAUUGACCGAGUGCUGCUCAGCCGCGCGUCGUGA
This is a messenger RNA of Postia placenta MAD-698-R-SB12, 5793 nucleotides long. Its product is annotated as glycosyltransferase family 2 protein. Gene Ontology annotation, cellular component: cell septum; myosin complex; cell periphery. The record is from RefSeq and is a predicted model, not a curated record. Gene Ontology annotation, molecular function: ATP binding; cytoskeletal motor activity; chitin synthase activity. The transcript has 10 exons. Bases 1 to 5793 code for a protein of 1930 amino acids. NCBI's taxonomy places the organism in Eukaryota, Fungi, Basidiomycota, Agaricomycetes, Polyporales, Adustoporiaceae.